Molecule: messenger RNA, 6983 nt
Organism: Zootoca vivipara (common lizard)
Lineage: Eukaryota; Metazoa; Chordata; Lepidosauria; Squamata; Lacertidae
Source: RefSeq, a predicted model, not a curated record
GUUAAUAAUUGUUUGUACUUGUCCUGUGUGCCAAUAACCACUACACUGGAAUUGUACAAUUCUAAGAGGGAGAUGUGUCCACUACUUGUGGAGUCCAGAGGCAGAACAUUGUUUGGAGAGAACUUUGCUACAAAUUUACUACUUAAAAUUUGUUAAACACAUACAGCCUAUGAAACAUCUUCCAACACUCUUGAAUCUUACACUUCCUUGCUUUUAUUUCCACAAACCUUUACCUGUCCAUCAGUCUUUCUAUUUCUAUAAUAGGACUCUUGAGUUGCAGUACAUGUUUGAUUGCAGCAUAGUUCCUUUGUGCCACAGAAUGUCACUUGAUCUGUCAGACGGGCAUGGCACAUAGGAGAAAAGCAUUGUAGCUUUCUGCUCUCUCUUGCAUCGUGCACAAUAUAUUUCUUCUGUGCUUCUGAACAUAUUUUAAAUCACUUAAUAUUUUAUUCUGUCCACAUGGCUACUUUUUUUUGUUAAGAAUAGGAGUCACUAAGUCAUUGUUUCCAAACAGAAUUCAGCCCUUUGAGAAAUGCUGCUUCUGCCACCCACCACCUUCACCCACAUUUCCCAAUCCCUCACUUAGGUUUGGUAUGCCUAAUGCAUGCUUGUUGACAGGCACCAGUUAGGGUGUUGUGGGUCAGUCUAGGAAUUGACGUGUGUGUUCUGGAAGUGCCUCCCUUGUUGUGCUAAGCUGGCUAGAUGCUGCCUGGGUUCCUCCCAGUCCUGGUGAUAUUAUUUGACCCCAGAUGGUGGUAAUUUAGUGGCAUAGUUCCGGUGCAGACACUAACUAUAAUGGACUUGGUUUAUCCUUGGCAUUGUAAGGAUCGCUCACUCAUGUGAUCUUAGCAAUCAUUAACAAGUUUGAAUAAAGUCUUAGUAUAUUAAGUCCUCAAUUCCUAUAUCAUUUAGCACAGAAGGACUUGCAUAGCGCAUGAGUUACUCAGUAACAUCAGAUAAUCUUGUGAUGAUGAUGAGAGUACAGCCCUGGUUUGCAGUCAUUUUAUAACAAAGGUAUUGAUCAAGGUUGGAAGAGCCACUGGCUCUGUGUAUUGACUCAACACCCUCAGGUUGGGAUAAACAUUCCUAUGGCUACCAUGGUGAUGAUGGACACUCCUUCUGCUCUUCAGGGACAGGACAGCCUUAUGGCCCCACAUUCACUACUGGAGAUGUGAUUGGCUGCUGUGUAAACCUCAUCAACAAUACCUGCUUCUAUACAAAGAAUGGGCACAGUUUAGGUAUAGCCUUUACAGACCUCCCUGCCAAUUUAUAUCCCACUGUGGGGCUCCAGACACCCGGAGAGAUAGUGGAUGCCAACUUUGGGCAGCAGCCGUUUGUGUUUGACAUCGAAGAUUACAUGAGGGAGUGGCGAGCAAAGAUUCAGGGCACCAUUAAGCGGUUUCCCAUAGGUGACCGGCUAGGUGAAUGGCAAGCCAUGCUACAGAAUAUGGUCUCUUCCUAUCUGGUCCAUCACGGGUACUGUGCUACAGCAACUGCCUUUGCCAGGGUGACGGAAAGUACAAUCCAGGAAGAACAGAUCUCUAUAAAGAACAGACAAAGAAUACAGAAGCUGGUCUUGGCAGGAAGAGUGGGGGAAGCCAUUGAAGCCACACAACAGCUAUACCCAGGACUCCUAGAGCACAAUCCUAAUCUCCUUUUUAUGUUAAAGUGCCGGCAGUUUGUGGAGAUGGUGAAUGGAACAGACAGUGAAGUACGUUGUUUCAGUGCCCGCAGCCCCAAAUCCCAGGACAGCUACCCUGAUUCCCCCAACCUAAGUCCAAGGCACGGCUCUAACAAUUUGCACAUUCACAGCACUGGAGCGGACAGCCCAAGCUGUAGCAAUGGAGUAACUUCCAUAAAAAACAAACAGAGCCACUGUAAAUAUCCAGCACUGAGCUCGUCGUCAUCAUCCUCUUCCUCGUCAUCCCCUUCAUCGGUGAACUACUCAGAGUCUAACUCCACAGAUUCCACCAAGUCCCAGCAGCAUAGCAGCACCAGCAACCAAGAGACCAGUGACAGUGAGAUGGAGAUGGAGGCAGAGCACUACCCCAAUGGAGUCUUGGAGAAUUCUGCUACAAGGAUAAUGAAUGGCACUUACAAACAUGAAGAGAUUCUGCAGACAGAUGAUUCCAGCAUGGAAGAUGGCUGUCCUCAGAGGCAGCUCUGUGGAGGGAACCACGCCGCCACCGAGCGGAUGAUCCAGUUUGGGCGGGAGCUGCAGAGCCUGAGCGAGCAGCUGUGCAGAGAGCAUGGGAAGAAUACGACACAUAAAAAAAUGUUGCAGGAUGCGUUCAGCUUGCUGGCCUACUCUGAUCCAUGGAACUGUCCCGUUGGCCAGCAGCUAGAUCCAAUCCAGCGGGAACCCGUGUGUGCUGCACUCAAUAGCGCUAUAUUGGAGUCUCAGAACCUGCCAAAGCAGCCCCCACUGCUGCUUGCCCUGGGCCAGGCCUCGGAGUGCUUGCGGCUCAUGGCCCGCGUGGGCUUGGGCUCCUGCUCUUUCGCCAGAGUGGAUGACUAUUUGCACUAGCCACUGAGUGAGACAGAGUGACCCCUCCAGUGCUGCCACCAUCACUUCCCCCUGCCUCGCAUUUCCCCACUGCCCCCAAGGGCAAGCUGCCCAGCAGAAGGACACAUUGCUGACUGAGGGGGAAUCCUUGUGAUGCCUUCAUUUUUCACCUUGGAAACUGCUGGCAGGGCCUUCCCCCCCCCUGUCGUCAUCACCACCACAGCCUGCUCUGCCCUGCAGCCAUUGCAGCACUCAGUAUUUUCACUGGUCAUUCUGAUGUAGCGCCUUUCCUACUUUAGGAUUUUAUUUUAUUUUAUUUUCUGACUGAGCCACCAGUAUUUAUAUCUGGAGAGUUUGUGCUGAGCUGGUUUCUACUAAUUUAGAGAUAAAAGUGUAUCUGUUGGUGAUGGCCUGCUUUUAUUUUCACGAGGGGAAACUGCCGGCACGCAUGUCACCAGGGCAGUGUUGUUCUCUAGUGCUAGUCCCCUUAAAGGCAAGAGGCUUCGUGUUUUGACCGGAGACCAACCUGUGCCACCACAUCUCUACUGCCUGAGCAGAAAGGCUCGUUUGUCUCUCUUUUGCCAUGUGAUAUUCAAGUUCAAGAACUGAUAGGUGGCCAUUGGAAUUUCUAUGGAGAAAAGCUGAGAAUGAGAAUGAAAGGUGUGCAGUAUCUUGGUCUCAUCUUCUAGUAAAAUGGCCUGAUACUCUGAGACAGAUGGUGAUGGUCUUAACCGAGCAUACCCAUCCCCUUAAACAUGGUUGAGAGCAGGAACAAUGUCUUGACUAAACACAUCCAACAUUAUAACACAGGCAGCUAAGAUGAUGACCUCCAGAUGUUGGACUCCAGUUCCCAUCAGCCCCAGCUAACAUGAUCAGUGGUCAGGGAUUGUGGGAUCUGUAGUCUUAACAACAUCUGGAAAGCAUCAUCUUAACUACCCAUGCAUUAGAGGAAGGGAUCCUAGGCCCAAUGCCGUUUGAUUAGCACAUUUAAUCCAAUAUGGGCAUUUAGGUGGCAGCUAGCAUCUAACAAAUGGGACUUGUCCCAUAGAGAUGUUGAAGGCAGAAUGACUUUACCUGUCUUUUAAAUGGAAUACUGUCACAUGAUGUGGAAACUGGGAAAUGUGUGUCACUCCAGCCUUUUCUAUUUGAGCUGGAGACUCUCCUAGGAGUUUUCACUUGGACUGCUGUCUGCUUUUUUAUACAGUUGCACGCCCCCCCCCCCCUGUGUUUGGGGGUCAUUCAUAGUUGACAAGCUCCCAGUCCAGGUUUGGGGCUCAGGUAGAUCAGAUCACACCUCCCUCUUUACCUGUGGCUCUUUGCUCCACACUGAACUUGAAUUCCGUCAGAUGCUUGAAUGACAACUGAUCAGCCACAAACGAAAAUGUGAAAUUGAGGAUAGAAGCCAAUAUUUAGUUUUUCCUUUUAAAAAAGGUGUACAGUUUUUACUCCAAGGGGUAGCCAUUAAAAAAAAAGGACAGACACUUCUAAACCAGAGUAUUGCAGAAAUCCUUGCAAAAUGUUGCUAGGCAUAAUGGGUGAAAAACUCAGGUGCCAGCCUAAUUUAUAUGAGGGUGUAUAUAUGUACAGUAUAUCAAGAGAGGCGCACUACAAAAAGCAAUUUUGCCAGAUUAUAGUAUGGAUUAUGCAACUUCAGAAUUGUUUGCUUGCUGGCAUAUUUCAACAUCUUGUCUAGCUUUUAAUAUACAUUUCUGAUGGGAAAAGUGACUCCUAUAAAAUCAACAAGCAAGACAUUUAGCUCAAGUGGUUUUUCAGUAUUGCAGAAGCUUACGGGGAAUGUGCUAAAUAAGAAGUGUGCCCCUUGAGGUGAAGAACAAUGGUCACAUUAGAACAGGCAUAGGCAAACUGGCCCUCCAGAUGUUUUGGACUACAAUUCCCACCAUCCCUAGCUAACAGGACGAGUGAUCAGGGAUGAUGGGAAUUGUAGUCCCAAACAUCUGGAGGGCUGGAGUUUAUCUAUGCCUACAUUAAAAAGAAGCUGGCAGUUUAGUUUGGGGCUUGCAGGUAUCAUGGUGAAUAACACACAUAUGUGCAGUAGACUUGGAGCAUACAGAAUAAGCAUCACAUUCAAGAAUGUGACCUGUACCUGUAAUGGGAAUGAUCCUACACAGUGCUCAUCAGUUGUAGACCACCUCUAUUUUCAUGUGUUUGUGUGUAAAGUAGUGGUGGUGGAAGUAAACACACUGUUUUUAUCCCUUGUUCUGCUGGGCUGACUAUUACUGAGAGAAUACAGAAACACUUUAAAAUUAAAGAGAUGCCUGUGGAAGACACAGUUUCACAUUCAAUCCCCCCUGCCCCUGGACUGAUAGUGUUACAUAACUGGCUAUGAUUGCUCUCUUGCACAGGUUAGAUCAAAGCAAAAUAUCAUCUUGGCUGCAUUGAAUAAAGGAAAGCAUUAUCCUUUUUUGCCAGCUGCCAUCAAUAACUGGUCAACACGAUACUCAAAUGUGUAGUGUUGUUUUAACAAUUCUAUCCUGUCUUAGAUCUUUUUUUAAAGAGUGCUCAGUGCUAGCUUACACAUCAAUAAGCAAAUCCUGUUUAAAACACGGAUUUUAAAAUCCAUCCCUAAUUGUGUCUUGGUGUGAAAACUGACAUCUUCAUAUCUCCAAUCUCAUUUUCUGCACCAGCAACCUAUCAACCGGCUGCUAUUGCUGUAUGUAGCUCUUAACAUUUAAUUUUUAAAUUUUACCUAUUUUGGAUGAGUCUUUAACCAGUGAUCCCCUGCCUCCAUAACAUUCCUUUUUACAGAGUUGCUUUGAAUAUUUUCUCAGAAACAAGUUACCCACAUUUAUGGUGGGUAACAUGCUUUUGAUCUAAAGCAAUCUGCUUUGAUAAUGCAUGAAAGCUUGAAAUCCUGUAGACAUUGGAGGUACUCUAUGUCGCACUUGAGGAAGACUUUCAGUACCAGCCAACUCAGCUCAAGAGUUUCCUUGUGGUACAACUGCUGUUUAGACCCAGAAACUCCUGGAGUGUGUAGGCAAAAUGUGGCUGUUGGUAUCAAAGCCUAUAACAAUUGUUCUUAAAUUAACAGACAGUAUAAAUGUACUUUAGAGGUUAUAAAAUUAAUUCAAUCAAAAACACUAUGGAAUUUGUGAAACAAAACCUUCCCAGAUGUGUUCAUAUUCAUAUUGAUGAAAUAGUAUUCUCUUUUCAGAGCAGCUAACUAUGAAUACUCCACUUUGGAUACAGAAUCUUCAUUUUUUUAGUAGGUGGUCAUCAGAGCCAUUAUGAUCAAGAGCAACAAGAAAUAGCAUGCAUAGGUGAUAUCUGUCUAGGCUUUGGGUUGAAAUUGCAGAAUUUACAACAGUCUCCCCUUCCAGGGCAUUUGCCAUAUAGAUGGGAUAGAGAUUGCAAGUCUCUUAAGUUGUGUCUAGAAUCCAACAGUGUCACUGCUGAUUGCUCUUCAAUCUGGCAGUAAAAUACGGUAGUCUCUCUAGUCUACAGCUGUUUCAAACCAUUCUUUGAAAUACUAUGCUGAAGAAUGCCGAUCCCCAUACUAUAGAAGCUCUUAACACUGUACACAUGAGAAUUUCCACAUAUAAGGAGUGUUAUAUCUGAUCUCCUAUUAGGAGCAGGAGAUAUAAGACAAGUGGGGAUAUGGUUCUAUAAAAAAGAGGGCCACAGAUUAGCCACCCCAGUCCAAGAAUGUAGAUGUGGUACACUCUCUACUAAUUCACUCUGACCCCAAACAGUUCCUUUUGUGCAAAAAAAAGAGUGAUUUUGCUUUUAGAUUAACAUCUAUCUUUUGGACAAGCUAUCUGUCUUGCAGGAUGAGAUUACCAGACCAUUGAGCUUUGGUUCUGUAGGCCUUUUGUAACACGGCAGGUGGCACUAGAGAUUCAGUAAGGUACAUGUUUCUGAUGCUUCCCUAGAUCAAUCAUUUUAACCACAGGUGGGGUAGCAUGCCUCCCAACAGCACCCAAACACCCAUCCCUUCAUCAGGCCCAUGCUGCUCUUAUUCAUCUUCCAUAUAUACUUCGUAACUUACUCGAGAAAUUCUUUGUUCUAAAUUAGUGGCAGGUUUCAAGCGCCGGGCCUACCAGUUGGUGAUCUGUUGGCCAAAACUGGUCGCCUGGAUGCUAGUUGCCAAACCUGUUUUUUAAAUAAGGGAGGAAAUGGAGCAAAAAGGGUGGUGUGGAAAUUGUUGUUGACAUGGCAAUAGAGGCAUGUGCACCACACUUCCCGUCUCAACCUUCAGGCAAAAUUAGUUGCUGAGUAGGACUCUCAUACAACUAAGUAGCUUUUGUAUGGUGGGGCCACACUGCUUGGGGAAGUACUCUGAAGCAUAUUGAAAAGAAAAGGUUGGCAUUUACUACAAGGAAACAUUAAGGUUUAAAACUAUGGGUUGUUUUUUGCAUUUUUAAUUUUGGGGUGUCUGUGUGCUCAUCUUGAAUCUGCUGACGGCAACGUGAAGUGGGUGGCAGAGUGUGACUGGAUUGCAUCUUGGAUGUCAAGCUAG